UAUUUAUUUUGCCAUUUUUGGUUUUGAUAAUUUGAUAUUUUAUUAAUUUAUUUGAAUUUUGAGUUUGAUUAACGAGUACGUGGUUGGAAAAAAAGUAUUUAAUCAAUCGAUUAAUUGUUAAUUGGUUUGUAAGUAAGAUAAACAAAAAUAUAAAAACAAACAAUGGGUCGUUACACUGGUAAAAAAUGUCGUUUAUUGACGAUGUUAUGGCUGACAGCAUUUUUCUUCCUAGUCGAAAUAAUAGUCGGUUACGUAACCAAUUCGAUGGCAUUAAUCGCUGAUAGUUUUCAUAUGCUAUCGGACGUUGCUGCCCUCGUUGUUGCAUUUCUUUCUGUCAAAAUGUCGCCAAAAAAGUGGUCAAAAAAUACAUUUGGAUGGGCACGUGCUGAAGUAUUAGGUGCAUUAGUUAAUGCUGUAUUUUUAGUCGCAUUAUGUUUUAGUAUAACAGUUGAAGCUUGUAAGAGAUUUAUUGAAGUUGAAGAAAUCCAUGAAGCUAAGUUACUUGUUAUCGUUGGCGCAUUGGGAUUAUUUGUUAAUUUGAUAGGCUUGUGUUUAUUCCAUGAACAUGGAAGUAUGCACGGACACUCACAUGGAAUAUCAAGAAGUCACAAUAGAUUGAGUACACUAGUAGGUACUGAUGACAAUGACCCUGAUGCUGAGCAUGACCAUGACCAUGACCAUGAUCAUGACAAUGAUAAGAAUACAAGCAAAGGAACUUAUCGCAGCGCAACUCCAGUAAAAAAAGCUCAUGGGCACAGUCAUGAUGCGAGUCAGAUGAACAUGCGUGGAGUAUUUCUUCACGUUUUGUCAGAUGCUUUGGGGUCGGUGAUCGUCAUUGUGUCGGCGCUGAUUGUCUGGAAGACCCAGUGGGAGUACAGGUUUUAUAUCGAUCCAGCUUUGUCACUGCUACUGGUACUUCUUAUCCUGAGAUCCGUGUGGCCGUUGCUCCAGGAAUCGGCUUUGAUUCUUCUGCAGACUGUGCCGACACACAUUCAGGUUGAAGCCAUUCAACAGCGACUGUUAGAAAAUAUUGAUGGUGUAUUAGCAGUACAUGAAUUCCACGUAUGGCAAUUGGCUGGUGAUCGUAUUAUUGCCUCGGCACAUAUUCGCUGUAGGAAUUUGUCCGAGUACAUGAAAAUCGCUGAACAAGUCAAAGAGUUCUUCCAUAAUGAGGGCAUACAUUCUACGACAAUACAACCUGAGUUUAUAGAAUAUCAUUCAAAUAGUGAAGUUAAAGAAACUCCUACUGAAGACUGCGUAUUAGAUUGCCCGAAGACAGACAAACCUUGCAAUCAAGCAACUUGCUGUGGUCCAUCUAAACAGGGACGUGAAACACCAUCACCAGGUGAAACACCAUAUAUGUGUAGACAACGUAAUAGCUUAGCCCGUUCAAAUAUUGCAAUAAGUGGUAUCGGUUUUAAUAGUAACGCAGUAGGUGGUAGUGGACAAGAAAAUCAGGAAGUUAAUGAAAUGGAACGUGGAUAUUUACUGUCACAAUUCCGUCCGACUGCACCAAAUGAUCCUCAAGUUUAAAUAAUUUUUAAAUAUAAGUUAAUAGACCAAUAAAAAAUUAAAAUUUUUUUUUAUUUACCCAAGUUUUGCAAGAAUUCAGAAAGGUUAUAAUUAUUAUUGAUUGAUAAGAAAUUAUUUAAUAGAACUGAUCAUUAUUAUAGUGAUAAAAUUUUUUACUGUUUUAAUGUACGCUAAUUUUUAAA
This is a messenger RNA of Microplitis demolitor, 1715 nucleotides long. RefSeq lists its product as uncharacterized. Gene Ontology annotation, biological process: detoxification of zinc ion; intracellular zinc ion homeostasis; zinc ion transmembrane transport. Gene Ontology annotation, molecular function: zinc ion transmembrane transporter activity. Gene Ontology annotation, cellular component: membrane. The transcript is spliced from 8 exons. The record is from RefSeq and is a predicted model, not a curated record. Bases 163 to 1533 code for a protein of 456 amino acids. Lineage: Eukaryota; Metazoa; Arthropoda; Insecta; Hymenoptera; Braconidae.